AUGUGGUACCAAAAGUUCGAUUCCUAUGUUCUUCAGCAUGGUUUUAGCUGCAACAAUGUGGAUCACUGUGUAUAUGUAAAAAGACUGCAAACCUGUGAAGACUCCUAUGACUUUGGGAGUGAAAUUGUNGUCAGAGAACAAAUCAUUGAUACCUAUAGGGGACAUCAGCAAGAGGUUUGUGGACUCAAAUGGUCGCCUUCAGGCCGGCAGUUAGCAAGUGGGGGAAACGAUAAUCUCCUUUUCAUAUGGGACAGUUCCAUGACCUUUGCAAAUUCACGAAACCGGUGGCUUCACAGACUAGAAGACCAUACGGCUGCAGUAAAAGCCCUAGCUUGGUGUCCAUUCCAGGGGAACUUAUUAGCCUCUGGUGGAGGUGGGAGUGAUCGAUGCAUUAAGUUCUGGAACACCCACACAGGUUCUUGCUUGAAUUCAGUGGAUACUGGCUCUCAGGUUUGUGCUCUUCUUUGGAGCAGACAUGAGCGUGAAUUGCUUAGCUCUCAUGGAUUUACAGAAAAUCAGCUCACCCUUUGGAAAUACCCAUCAAUGGUGAAGAUGGCAGAUCUCACUGGCCAUACCUCUAGGGUUCUUUUCAUGGCUCAGAGCCCUGAUGGAUACACAGUAGCAUCUGCAGCCGGAGAUGAGACUCUGAGAUUCUGGAAAGUCUUUGGAGCCCCUGAAGAGGCUAAACCUGCGCCUAAAACAAACCAUGAGCCAUUCUCUCAUUUAAGCCUCCGUUGAAGAUCAAGACAAAAGUGGUCUAAGAAUGUACCAUGAAUAAUUUAUUAUGUUUAUACAUUUUCUGGUAUAAUAUAUAUAGUCAUAGUUUAGAGUAUUCUUUGGACUUAGACA
Pistacia vera is the source of this 849-nucleotide messenger RNA. Its product is annotated as cell division cycle 20.2, cofactor of APC complex-like. Lineage: Eukaryota; Viridiplantae; Streptophyta; Magnoliopsida; Sapindales; Anacardiaceae. The record is from RefSeq and is a predicted model, not a curated record. Gene Ontology annotation, biological process: positive regulation of anaphase-promoting complex-dependent catabolic process; positive regulation of ubiquitin protein ligase activity; anaphase-promoting complex-dependent catabolic process. Gene Ontology annotation, cellular component: anaphase-promoting complex. The transcript has 3 exons. The coding region runs from base 1 to 738 and encodes 245 amino acids. Gene Ontology annotation, molecular function: ubiquitin ligase activator activity; protein binding; anaphase-promoting complex binding.